Penicillium macrosclerotiorum is the source of this 1212-nucleotide messenger RNA. Its product is annotated as SANT/Myb-like DNA-binding domain-containing protein. Bases 1 to 1212 code for a protein of 403 amino acids. The transcript is spliced from 2 exons. NCBI's taxonomy places the organism in Eukaryota, Fungi, Ascomycota, Eurotiomycetes, Eurotiales, Aspergillaceae. The record is from RefSeq and is a predicted model, not a curated record.
AUGUCCGUAACACUGGCGGACCCUUACAGAGGCUUCGCAAUCAACUACUCCAAUGCGGGCAAGACCGAUGACCAAGAUUUGCUUUCAUUCGAUACACGACCCAAACUGACAGGACUCCCUUUUCCACCCGACACUACACACCCUCCCUAUGAGUCGCCGCAUUCGCAGGUGACAGCGGCAUCUUUGCUCCCCCAUCCAGCACCACAGGCUCACAGCCAUCAUGAAUCUUCAUCCGCCUAUCUCUCGGGUCAACAGAUGAUCCCUCGUCAUCUACCAUCCUAUGUCUAUGACCUCGCAUCAGAAGAGAGCAGGAAGCGGAGGCGCUCCAUCGAGCACGAGGUAGACCAUGACCGCGCCAUGGACCGCAGUAUCGAUCGCCAUAUCAGACUCCGCGAAUCCUUGCCGACACUCUCUAUGGAUGGCCAGGUGUCUGGGUCUGAGCCAACAGACAUGCUUUUCUCUGUACAUCACGAUUCUCUCACCUCUCUGCCUCCCACAAACCAUGGCUAUGGCACAACGAUCUCCCUCCCACUGCCCCAACAACAUCACCACCGCCUUCCUUCUCAUUACACAGACCACCGAGGCUUAGAGUCAUUGUCACCUACUUACCCCGGCGGCCCUCCGACUGUCGUAGGCCAGCCAGGGAUGCCAGAGCCGGCGCCGAGGCCGCGGGGCCCCAAGCUCAAGUUCACACCCGAAGAAGAUGCGUUAUUGGUCGAGCUGAAGGAGGAUAAGAACUUAACGUGGAAGCAAAUAGCGGACUUCUUCCCGGGCCGGACCAGCGGCACCUUACAGGUGCGCUACUGUACAAAGCUCAAGGCGAAGGAUGUGAUCUGGACAGAUGAAAUGACGCAACGACUUGUAAGGGCAGUGAAUGACUACGAAAACGACAGGUGGCGCAUUGUCGCCGCAAAGGUCGGGAAUGGAUUUACGCCUGCAGCAUGCCGGGAACAGGCCACACAGUAUGACCUCGUUGCCCAGGCGCAGGGGGCAGCUCAGCGUGCACAUGGAGCCCAGGAGGAGGAUUCUUUAGAAUCCGUGCACGAGGGGUUGGAUUCAGCGCAUGAUAGCAUGGGUCCUGUUCACGACAGUAUGGUUCCCAUUCAUGAUGGUAUGGGUUCGAUGCACGAUAGGAUGCACGAUAGCAUGGGUUCAAUCCAUGGCGCGGAAGGGCUGGGGCCAGCCCAUAAUGGAGAUACCCUGGGCGUAUAG